Dicentrarchus labrax (European seabass) is the source of this 555-nucleotide messenger RNA. RefSeq names its product ribonuclease inhibitor-like. The coding region runs from base 16 to 273 and encodes 85 amino acids. NCBI's taxonomy places the organism in Eukaryota, Metazoa, Chordata, Actinopteri, Moronidae. The record is from RefSeq and is a predicted model, not a curated record. The transcript is spliced from 2 exons.
AAAUAUGAAUGUUGAAUGAUUUCUGUGUCUUUAUUUGCUUUGUGUGCAAUCAGAUUUUAUUUUAAAGGUUAUAUUCUCUGUAUUCACAGACUUUCUAACUGUGGACUCUCAGAGACUCACUGUGAAGUCGUGGCCUCAGCUCUGAAGUCCAACCCCUCCCAUCUGAGAGAGCUGGACCUGAGUAACAUCAACCUGAAGGAUUCAGAUGUGAAGCUGCUGUCUGAUCUUGUGGAGAGUCCACACUGUAGACUGCAGACUCUGAGCUGGAAGUGAUCUCAGUCAGACUGUGAGCGGUGAGGACGGAGGUUGUGUUGGAGGAUCCGCUGUGUCCUGAUGAUCCAGAGAGGUUGAAGCAGCAGCAUCAGCUCUGACUGGGCCAUGUUACUGGGAGGUAGAGUGGAGAGGAGAGCUUCAUCCAGCAGUGACUGACAGAGGAAUCACAACCAGUGGAGACAAUUCUCAGUGCUGCAGUCUGAACUGCUCUGAGAUCAGCUCCCUGUGUGUUCCUCUGGAUCAUGUAACAGAGUAUCAUCAGUGUAUCUGGAGCACUCUGCU